AUGAGUGGACCUGCCCCCUCGAGGAGGAUACUGCAGCCCCAAGUGCACAGGAGGUCAGGAGCAUCAGAGGUCAGGAGCAUCAGAGGUCAGGAGCAUCAGAGGUCAGGAGGCAUCAGAGGUCAGGAGCAUCAGGGUCAGGAGCAUCAGAGGUCAGGAGCAUCAGAGGUCAGGAGCAUCAGGGUCAGGAGCAUCAGGGUCAGGAGCAUCAGAGGUCAGGAGCAUCAGAGGUCAGGAGCAUCAGAGAGGUCAGGAGCAUCAGAGGUCAGGAGCAUCAGAGGUCAGGAGCAUCAGAGGUCAGGAGCAUCAGAGGUCAGGAGCAUCAGGGGUCAGGAGCAUCAGGGGUCAGGAGCAUCAGAGGUCAGGAGCAUCAGGGGUCAGGAGCAUCAGAGGUCAGGAGCAUCAGGGGUCAGGAGCAUCAGGGGUCAGGAGCAUCAGGGGUCAGGAGCAUCAGAGGUCAGGAGCAUCAGAGGUCAGGAGCAUCAGAGGUCAGGAGCAUCAGAGGUCAGGAGCAUCAGAGGUCAGGAGCAUCAGAGGUCAGGAGCAUCAGAGGUCAGGAGCAUCAGAGGUCAGGAGCAUCAGAGGUCAGGAGCAUCAGAGGUCAGGAGCAUCAGGGGUCAGGAGCAUCAGGGGUCAGGAGCAUCAGGGGUCAGGAGCAUCAGGGGUCAGGAGCAUCAGGGGUCAGGAGCAUCAGAGGUCAGGAGCAUCAGGGGUCAGGAGCAUCAGGGUCAGGGGUCAGUAGGGGGUCAGGAAUCAGGGGUCAGGAGCAUCAGGGGUAGGAGCAUCAGGGGUCAGGAGCAUCAGGGUCAGGAGCAUCAGGGUCAGGGCAUCAGGGGUCAGGAGCAUCAGGGUCAGAGGGCAUCAGGGUCAGGAGCAUCAGAGGUCAGGAGCAUCAGGGGUCAGGAGCAUCAGGGGUCAGGAGCAUCAGGGGUCAGGAGCAUCAGGGGUCAGGAGCAUCAGGGGUCAGGAGCAUCAGGGGUCAGGAGCAUCAGAGGUCAGGAGCAUCAGGGGUCAGGAGCAUCAGGGGUCAGGAGCAUCAGAGGUCACUUCAGUUUGAGUGAGUGUGAGGCCUGA
Molecule: messenger RNA, 1071 nt
Organism: Knipowitschia caucasica
Lineage: Eukaryota; Metazoa; Chordata; Actinopteri; Gobiiformes; Gobiidae
Source: the annotation of a GenBank genome assembly